AUGAAGAAAUUCAACGAGGAACCGCCGGUGUAUCCAACAGUGAAGGUUGAACGAACGGAGUAUUCUGUCCAAUUUCAAACCAAAGACCCGAAAACAAAAUAUAAAGAAUAUAAUUGUACCCACAAUCCUGUCGGGAAUGUCCUUACACCUACAACAUGGGAAAUCAUCGGAGCGAAGUCUAAUCAAAAGAAGAAACAUCUACUUGUCUUCCAUCUUCUUCCGCAAAAGGCAUCACGAAUUAUACAAUGGGAGAUGAUUGUUCAGAAUAUUGGGGGCCAUGAGAGAGGUCAUGAGUUAAAUGUGGUACCAAAAUUGCUUCCAGAUUCGCCAAACGGGCCCGAAUGCGAGGAGCUUCAAAUUCUUUUUCCAACGGACAAAUAUGACUUGCUGACUAUCGUUCCGCAUACUACGACCACAACUACCACAACAACUUCCACUCAAACGACAACUACAACGGUUACAACAACAACUGAAAAACCUAAAGGCUCUGUGACUAUCAUCGUUGUGAUUGUUGUGGUUCUUCUGUGUAGCUCUUGUGGUGGGGCUGUUGUCUACUUUGUCUUCUUGAAGAAGGGCGGCGACUCUGAUGGAGACAAAUCAAAGAUGGACGAUAAAGGCACAAAAUCUAAAAAGGACGACAAAGGCAUCAAGUCAAAAACGGACAAGGACUCCAAAUCUGCUAACUCGGAAGCAGCGACGAAUUCAAAAGUGAAGGAUGCUGAAGGAGGCAAAAAGGAGGGAACUAGUUCUACUGCAAUUGAAGAGGCAAAGUCUAUGGGAAAAAUAUAA
Messenger RNA from Meloidogyne enterolobii, 789 nucleotides. The record is from the annotation of a GenBank genome assembly. Lineage: Eukaryota; Metazoa; Nematoda; Chromadorea; Rhabditida; Meloidogynidae.